AUGUUAAGCUCCUGGGUCUGGUCCUCCAUGAGGCUAGGGCUGAGCAAGAGCUUGUCCAGGAAUGUGGGGGGCCGGGUGUCAGGGGAGAGGAGGAAGGUGGACAUUGCAGGCAUCUACCCUCCACUCACCACCCCCUUCACUGCUACCGCAGAAGUGGAUUAUGGGAAACUGGAGGAGAAUCUUCACAAACUGAGCACCUUCCCCUUCAGAGGCUUCGUGGUCCAGGGCUCCACUGGUGAGUUCCCCUUCCUGACCAGCAGGGAGCGACUGGAGGUGGUGAGCCGAGUGCGCCAGGCCAUGCCCAAGGACAAGCUCCUGAUCGUUGGCUCCGGCUGCGAGUCCACUCAAGCCACAGUGGAGAUGACCUUGAGCAUGGCCCAGGUUGGGGCUGAUGCUGCCCUGGUCGUGACCCCUUGCUACUAUCGGGGCCGCAUGGACAGUGCUGCUUUCAUCCAUCACUACACCAAGAUUGCUGACCUCUCUCCCAUCCCGGUGAUACUGUACAGUGUCCCAGCCAACACAGCACUGGACCUGCCUGUGGAUGCGGUGGUCACACUCUCCCAACACCCAAAUAUUGUGGGCAUCAAGGACAGCGGUGGCGACGUGACCAGAAUCGGGCUUAUUGUUCACAGGACCAGAGGGCAGGAUUUCCAGGUGCUGGCUGGGUCUGCUGGCUUCCUGAUGGCCAGCUAUGCUUUCGGAGCUGUUGGUGGUGUGUGUGCCCUGGCCAAUGUCCUGGGGGCCCAGGUGUGCCAGCUGGAACGACUCUGCCUCACAGGGCAAUGGGAAGAUGCACAGAAGCUGCAGCACCGACUUAUCGAGCCAAACACUGCGGUGACACGACGCUUCGGGAUCCCAGGGCUGAAGAAAACCAUGGACUGGCUUGGCUACUACGGAGGCCCCUGCCGUGCGCCUCUGCAGGAGCUGAGCGCCUCUGACGAGGAGGCCCUGCGCAGCGAUUUCACCAACAAUGGUUGGCUCUGA
Molecule: messenger RNA, 984 nt
Organism: Elephantulus edwardii (Cape elephant shrew)
Lineage: Eukaryota; Metazoa; Chordata; Mammalia; Macroscelidea; Macroscelididae
Gene: HOGA1
Product: 4-hydroxy-2-oxoglutarate aldolase 1
Exons: 7
Coding region: 1-984 (327 amino acids)
Biological process (GO): N-acetylneuraminate catabolic process
Molecular function (GO): 4-hydroxy-tetrahydrodipicolinate synthase activity; N-acetylneuraminate lyase activity
Source: RefSeq, a predicted model, not a curated record